AUGGAUCUUUCGUUCUCAUACAAACAUUCAGAACAGACCAAGUAUAUGGUCGACAAUAUGGUCAAGAAACAAUAUGAGAUUUUGUAUACAAGUGCGAAAAUAAGUCUGGUGAAAUUGUCAAUGUUUGAGCCGUCGAUGGCUUUGUCAACACAGUUUCGAAUGGUUAUGGACAAUAUGCCCUGUUGUACUUACUCGAAGGAAGCGGAAAAAUACAUUUUCGAUUACAUUUUUGGCUAUUUUGGUUUUGCCUAUGUAACUGAAAUCAUGUUGGGCGGCAUUGCACAGCAGAAUAUGUUUAUUGACCAGGUAAACAUCACCACCAUCGAACAGAAAGGCUAUGAACGAUCAGACGAAGCACAAAUUGAAUUCUAUGUUAAAUUGAACGUCAAAGACACGUACAAAUAUGAUAAGACAAAACAUGAUGAGUUUAUGAAAUAUGUAAAAGAUACCUACGUCACCAUUCUAGGUGGCGAUACACACAUUCAAACGUUGGAUGAAUGGCAAAGACGAUUGAAAUGA
Molecule: messenger RNA, 519 nt
Organism: Didymodactylos carnosus
Lineage: Eukaryota; Metazoa; Rotifera; Eurotatoria; Philodinida; Philodinidae
Source: the annotation of a GenBank genome assembly